Molecule: messenger RNA, 1366 nt
Organism: Drosophila serrata
Lineage: Eukaryota; Metazoa; Arthropoda; Insecta; Diptera; Drosophilidae
Gene: cathD
Product: cathepsin D
Biological process (GO): cell death; proteolysis
Cellular component (GO): lysosome
Molecular function (GO): aspartic-type endopeptidase activity
Source: RefSeq, a predicted model, not a curated record
CACACUAUUGCUGAAUCAUUGUCCGCCGCAAUAUUUAAUUAAGUGCAACGAGUCUAUCCCGGCAGUUAUUACCGUAAUAUCAAUCCCGAAAUGCAGAAGGUUCCACUGCUCCUGGUCGCCGCCUGCAUUCUGGCCCUGGCCACGGCCGAGUCGAGCCCCAGACUGCUGCGAGUGCCACUGGAGAAGAUUCAGACCGCCCGCCGCCACUUUGCCGAUGUGGGCACAGAGCUGCAGCAACUGCGCAUCAAGUAUGGCGGCGGCGGUGACGUACCGGAGCCCCUGUCGAACUACAUGGACGCCCAGUACUACGGACCUAUAUCGAUUGGAACGCCGCCGCAGAACUUCCGGGUGGUGUUCGACACCGGCUCCUCAAACCUGUGGGUGCCCUCGAAGAAGUGUCACCUGACUAACAUCGCCUGCCUUAUGCACAACAAGUAUGAUGCCAGCAAGUCUAAGACGUACAUCGCCAACGGCACUGCGUUCGACAUCCACUACGGCUCGGGCAGCCUGUCUGGCUACCUGUCUACCGAUACGGUCUCCAUUGGUGGUCUGGACAUCAAGGGACAGACCUUUGCCGAGGCGCUGAGCGAGCCUGGCCUGGUUUUUGUAGCGGCCAAGUUUGAUGGCAUUCUGGGCUUAGGUUACAGCUCCAUCUCUGUGGACCAAGUGAAGCCGCCGUUCUACGUUAUGUACGAGCAGGGUCUGAUCUCAUCGCCGGUGUUCUCCUUCUACCUCAACCGCGACCCAGCCGGCCCCGAGGGCGGGGAGAUAAUCUUUGGCGGCUCCGAUCCCAAACAUUACAGCGGUGACUUCACCUAUCUGCCUGUUACCCGCAAGGGCUACUGGCAGAUCAAGAUGGACUCUGCCUCUUUGGGUGAACUGGAGUUGUGCAAAGGUGGUUGCCAGGUGAUUGCCGACACUGGCACUUCGCUAAUUGCUGCUCCGCUGUCAGAGGCCACCUCGAUUAACCAGAAAAUCGGAGGCACCCCCAUCAUCGGUGGACAGUACGUUGUGUCAUGCGACCUGAUCCCCAACCUGCCGGUGAUCAAGUUCGUGCUGGGCGGCAAGACCUUUGAGCUGGAGGGCAAGGACUACAUUCUACGCGUGGCUCAGAUGGGCAAGACCAUCUGCCUGUCGGGCUUCAUGGGCAUGGACAUUCCCCCACCAAACGGUCCCCUCUGGAUCCUGGGCGAUGUGUUCAUUGGCAAAUACUACACCGAAUUUGACAUGGGAAACGAUCGUGUGGGCUUCGCAGAUGCGAAAUAAUCGAACAACGACACUAAGUCUAUACUUAAACUUUAACUUGUAAUCUUUAUUGGUUCCUCUGGGACUCUGCCGAAGCAACGGAAUAUAUGUAUUAACUUAA